Molecule: messenger RNA, 3045 nt
Organism: Sabethes cyaneus
Lineage: Eukaryota; Metazoa; Arthropoda; Insecta; Diptera; Culicidae
Product: insulin-like growth factor 1 receptor
Exons: 6
Coding region: 18-3002 (994 amino acids)
Molecular function (GO): protein binding
Source: RefSeq, a predicted model, not a curated record
AGAAGCCUAAUCUCAUAAUGCGAAUGUGCGUCCUGGGUAGCCACAUGUAUGUGAUAGUUUUGAUCACGAUGCCACUCAUAAUACCAAACAGUUCUCGGCGUGACCGCGGCUCGGUCAUGGCAGAACAACCGCAAAACAAUACCGUUGAUGAAUACGCAGACGACGAUGAUCGCUUCUGCAAAAACGUGGAUAUUCGAAACAAUCUGGAACGGCUGCGUUUGAUAAAAAAUUGUACCGUUAUUACCGGCUUUCUACAGUUAGUUUUGAUUGAACGAGUCCCGCAGCAGGAGUUUGCCAAGUUUCAAUUUCCAAAUCUGAGAGAGGUCACAGGAUUCGUGCUAUUCUUUCGUGUUUUCAAUCUGAUUUCGCUGCGAGAUCUAUUCCCAAACCUGAUGAUGAUUCGCGGCCAGGAGCUGAUCGGAAACUAUGCACUGAUUUUCUACGAUUUGCCCCAACUGCAGGAGAUCGGACUGAAGAGCUUGCUUGCUAUUCAGCGGGGCUUCGUUUACACGCAGUACUGUCCUCAGCUGUGCCACACCGAUACGAUAGAUUGGGCUAGCAUAACACACAUGACGAACAAAACCCGUGAUCAGAAUCGCUUCGAUAAACCGGCAGCCGUGUGCAACAAGGCGGAAGUGUGCCGGGGCUGUCCGCGAAAGUUUUGCUGGGGCAGCCAAAGCUGUCAAAAGUUUCACACUGGCUAUGACUUUACAGGUUCAAUCAAAUGCGACGCGCAAUGCAUUGGUGGAUGCACCAGCAAGAAGGACACCGGUUGCCGAGUCUGUCGCGGUCCGAAGGAUGGCAGGCGUUGCGUAGAAAAGUGCCUUUCAGGAAAAGUUCUAUUUCACGAAACGCAACGGUGCAUCAGUAAGCAAAAGUGCGUUUCCCGCGGUGGGCUGGAGUACAACGGGGAAUGCGUCGCCGAGUGUCCCGCGGGUUACAGUGCAACCAACGUCAACCGGGUGGAUGCGGAUUUCUCCAAUCACACCUGCUACCCUUGCAGGGAUCGAUGUCCGAAGAUUUGCGAAGGCAUGCAGGUAAUGCAUCUGGUUGAUGCGGAGCGGCUGGAGGGAUGCACGAUCAUCAACGGAACACUGCAGAUACGAAUGGUCGAGGAUCAUCCGAAUUUGAUGGGUGAGCUAAGGAACAUGCUCGGUCGAAUUGAGGAAAUCAUGGGCUAUCUGAAGGUUUACCGUUCGAAUGCUCUGCCGUCGUUGGAGUUUUUCGAAAAUCUUGAAACUAUUCACGGACAGCUGGAAUUGGGACACAGUAAUUAUUCGCUUAUGGUUUACGAGAAUUCCAAUCUGCAACGCCUGUGGAAUUACGAAUACAAAACGUCGUUAAAGCUACUGAGCGGUAGUAUGUAUUUUGUGUACAAUCCGUUGCUCUGUGUUUCCCAAAUCGAACUUUUGAAAAAGAUCACAGUGUAUAAUAAUACGAACGAUUUAAUUAACGUUGAUUCCAAUGGGUUUAUGCAAUCCUGUAAUGUAGUUAGUAUAACAGUCAAAUCUGAAGUUCUAUCAAGUAGGAACGCAACGAUUUAUUGGACGAAGUACAAUACGGCUCCUCUGCAGCAGUUAGUGGGGUAUGUUAUUUAUUUUACCCCGUCGCUGAAGGAACGUUCCCCUUAUGAUGGUCGGGACGUUUGCUCGGAGUAUAGUUGGCAAUCGAAACUGGUCCGUUUAAGGGAAACGAAAGUUGUAGGAAAUUUACUGUCCUACAACCUGACAGGUUUGAAACCUCUCACUCGAUACGCGUACUACAUCAAAACUUAUAUAGCAGAUAACAGCCACAACAUCACCGAACGUAGAAUUGGAAAAUCGGACGUGCACUAUUUCACGACGAAAAUAGCCAGACCAACACCUCCACUGAAGGUUUACACAGUUCGUAAAACCGAACAUUCCAUAACAUUUUCCUGGAAGAUUUUGAAAUCGGAAGCCAAUCUCGUUCAACGUUUCCAUGUAGACGUUUUCAUUCAACCGGAUGAUAUUACUCUCCUAGAUCAGCGCAAUUAUUGCAUUCACCCAAUUAGGAGUAUCAGGGAAACUACGGAUAACACAGAUACGUGCACAGCCGAGAUAUGCUGCUCGGAGGACGGAAUACUUCAAGAUGUUCCAGACCUUUCCGAUAUCGAUGAUGAUAUGUUCAUGAGGAAAAAGCGCUCUGUACAUUUAACUCCAGAAGAAAGUACAUCCCAGGAUGAAUUCACUGACGGAUUCCAAGAAAAAAUGUACAGCUUUUUAACUGACUCGUUACCUUCCAAUCUAAUGUUAUCGAAAGGUCGAAGAAAACGUGAAACCGAGAAUCUGAGAAAUCGCAUCUAUUUCCAUAACUUCCACGCCGAUAACAAGGACUUUACUGUUUCGAAUCUAUUACCGUACACCUACUAUACAUUCCAGCUGUUUGCCUGCAGCGCGAAGGACUUCAAUUACUGUAGUCCCUACAGUAUAUAUUCCGAUCGAACGGAACCAUCCCCCACGGCAGGUCAGUUUGAUUUGACGGUUAGCAAGCAACCUAACGGAUCGGUUCAGUUCGAUUGGAACGCCAUAAACGUCGAGUUUCGCGAGCCUGAACUGGCAAACGGUGCUACCGUUGCGUUCAAUGUUGAAAUUAAGUCGUUCAAUAUACCCAUUCCGAUUUUUCGAUAUGAAUGCAUCACCCGAUUGCAACACGAGCGUGCCGGACAUAGUUACACAUUUCGAAACCUAACGGUGGGCGAAUAUGCCGUACGAGCGCAGGCCGUAUCGCUGGCCGGUCCUGGUCCAUUCACCGAUUGGUAUUUCGCCCAGGUGGUACCGCAAGAGGAAUCGCCAGAGGAUCAUUCGCUGCGCAAUGGAUUCGUGACGUUUGCAGUGCUGUUGUGUUUUACGGCGAUCGGAAUUGGCUGCUACUAUUUGUACCACAAGUAUAAGAUGCAUCACGACGACAAGAUACCGCUUGUUGAAAACGAUGAAAAUACUCUGGCGGCUGCGGAUGGGUUUGUCGAUUGUGCACUACGGUGAAGUGCUGGAUUCAAUAGCAGAAUUAGAUUAGUAACAACUCCGU